UGGCUUGUACCAUCACAUGCGUCAUCUCCUCCACCCUCAGCACCACCAGCUUGUUUCCCCACAAACUCAACCUCAUUCUUCUUUCCCAACGUGUAUCGUGACAUAGCACGUUUCUGCAACACUCCCAGCAAGGCUUCCGGCAGAUCCCAGACCAAAAUCAGCCAUGUGGACCCGGCCGAGAUACCACGCGUGAACUCGGAAUCCCACCGUCUGAAAGCGGCUGUGGCUGUGCGGCCUACUAGUACUCCAACACAGUAUAAUCUCUACCACGCUGUUGAGUUGACGUCAAUACCAUCUCGCCAUGAGCAAGCAGGAAGCAAAACACCUCGCCAAUCGGGACGAGCCCAUUCCAGUCGUCACUGUCUCGUCGGAGGUAGGCCAGUCUGCCCCGGCAACACCCAGGAAGCACUAUGCAUCCGAGCAUCAUCUCAGUCCCAACAAGCUUAAAAGCAAGCUUGGAUCACUAGGUGAUAUUGCUGGGCUGGAGUCACCGAGUAGAGUAUCGGACAAGCUCUUCACCAUGCUCCUCUCCCAAGUCCUUCCCCCUGAAGACUACUCCCUAGAUGGGCAACCCUCCCCAUCCAUCAAAGACGGGCGCUCACGCACCUACGUUGAGCGUCCCGCCUUCAGCCUCCCUGUCAUGUCCUCCAACUUCCGCCGAUUCAAUGCCCGUAUAGGCGUAGCCUUCAUCUUUCAAAACCAACUCAUCCGUCUCUUCACAUGGGCCGUUCCCACUCAAACCCUCUCCUUCCUCGCAGUGUACACCUUCAUCUGUCUCGACCCUCCUCUCGCCCUCAUCCUGCCCCUAGCUGGUAUCCUCUUCUUCAUCAUGGUCCCCGCCUUCCUAACCCGUCACCCCCCAGCACCCACAUCCCUCCCAACAGACCUUUACCCACUCUCUGGGCCUCCCCUGGCCGCCGCGCAAACCAUCCGGCCCACCCCCGAGCUGAGCAAAGAUUUCUUCCGCAAUAUGCGCGACCUGCAAAACUGCAUGGAAGACUUCUCCCGCGCCCACGACGCCGUCAUCGCCUUCGCCACGCCCCUCACCAACUUUUCCAACGAAGCUCUAUCCUCGACCAUCUACAUGAUACUCCUGGUAACCUCCUGCACGCUUUUCAUCUCUGCACACCUCCUCCCUUGGCGCUAUAUCUUCCUCCUUCUCGGCUAUGUUGUAACCCUCAUCGGCCACCCCACAAUCCAAGACCUCCUUUCCUCGCCACCGGCUUCAGACUACCUCUCCGACAUGCAAUACCGCGUCCGUGCCUCCCUCCUCACUCUAAGCAAGUCGGACAUCCAACUCGCCUCUACCUCUUCCGACCCUGGCUUCGAAACCCGCGAAGUCGAAAUCUUUGAGCUGCAACAUCGUCCCUUGCACGACAUACACGGCGUCUAUGAGCCGUAUCUGUUCAGCCCGAGCCCGUAUGCGCCGCUGAGUCCGGCGCGAGUGGCGGGCGAUAGACCCAGGGGUGCACCGUUUUUCGAAGAUGUGCUGCCACCUAGAGGUUGGAGGUGGAGAGAUAAAAAGUGGACGCUGGACUUGAUGAGUAAGGAGUGGGUGGAGGAGCGGUGUGUAACGGGGGUGGAGGUGGAGGUGGAAGGGGAGAGGUGGGUUACUGAUUUGUUUUAUGAAGAAGGAGGAGAGGGGGGAGAUCAACGAUGGAGUGGAGGUAAGGGGACAGAGACUGGCAGGAGGGACCCAGCGGGCAAAGAGGGGCAGGAAAGGCAAAGAGAAGUGUUGGUGAGCCCCUGGGAGCGGCCGAACAGGGAGGCCAGGAAGGGGGAGUGGAGACGGAGGAGAUGGGUUAGAAUGGUUGAGAGGAUGCCGGUGCUGGAGAAUGAUGCAUGAUGUGAGGUGCAUAGGAUGUACCAUACUAUUCAGCUUGCUAUCGCCUACGACCGACUGUUGUCCAAGGCCG
Messenger RNA from Westerdykella ornata, 1916 nucleotides. Its product is annotated as Pex24p-domain-containing protein. Gene Ontology annotation, biological process: peroxisome organization. The record is from RefSeq and is a predicted model, not a curated record. Bases 302 to 1846 code for a protein of 514 amino acids. The transcript is spliced from 2 exons. Lineage: Eukaryota; Fungi; Ascomycota; Dothideomycetes; Pleosporales; Sporormiaceae. Gene Ontology annotation, cellular component: peroxisomal membrane.